AUGUUAUCUGGUGCAUCGGACUUUGAUACCAAAGUUGGGUUUUCUGAGAGUCCUUCUUGCAACUAUGGAAGCGACGAGGACACAGAUCAGCUGUUGGAUAAACAAUAUCGAAGUGAUAAACCCGUUGAUAUUCCUGAGCUCAAGGAGGAGGCAGAGUAUCUUCUUGUGAAAACUCAAAUCCACUAUACUGAAGUAGAUGAGGCGAACCUUGUUAAUAAUUUCGAGUUGGUUAAAAGGAUGCAAUGCCUACAUAUUCGUGUAGAUUUAAUAUCUGUGAAGAAGCGUCGUGGACGAGAGGGUAAGUCACUUUUCCCAUAG
This is a messenger RNA of Rodentolepis nana, 318 nucleotides long. The record is from the annotation of a GenBank genome assembly. Lineage: Eukaryota; Metazoa; Platyhelminthes; Cestoda; Cyclophyllidea; Hymenolepididae.